Molecule: messenger RNA, 1095 nt
Organism: Moneuplotes crassus
Lineage: Eukaryota; Ciliophora; Spirotrichea; Euplotida; Euplotidae
Source: the annotation of a GenBank genome assembly
UGAAUAUUAGUGGACAAUGAUUGCACUUGGCAUAGAAGGUAGCGCUAACAAAAUUGGAGUUGGUAUUGUUAAAGAUGACGGAACCAUCCUUGCGAACCCACGAGAAACGUACAUCACUCCUCCAGGCACAGGUUUCAUGCCCAAAGAAACUGCUGAGCAUCACAGAAGCCAGGUGUUCAUGUUGAUUCGAAAAGCUCUCAAAGAAGCCAGCAUUAAGCUCGAAGAUAUUGAUGUGUUUUGCUACACGAAAGGACCCGGAAUGGCUCAGCCUCUAUCAGUUGGAGCUAUUGUGACUAGGACUCUAGCCCAACUUUACGACAAACCAAUUGUUGGAGUAAAUCACUGCAUUGGACACAUCGAAAUGGGCAGAGUGGUCACUGAUGCUAUGAACCCAACGAUCCUGUACGUCAGCGGAGGAAACACUCAGGUCAUUGCUUAUACCCAACAGAAGUACCAGAUAUUUGGAGAAACCCUUGACAUUGCAGUUGGAAACUGUCUGGACAGGUUUGCCAGAGUAAUCAAUUUAUCGAAUGAUCCGUCACCAGGAGCCAACAUCGAGAAAAUGGCUAGAGCUGGCAAGAACUACAUCGAGUUGCCCUACAUCGUCAAAGGCAUGGAUGUCAGUUUUUCUGGAAUCCUAUCCAACAUCCAAGAAAUGGUCCUGGGCAAAAAGCCAGGAAAGAAAGGAAAGAAAUCAAAGCCUGAGGAACAUAAAGAGUAUUCUAAAGAAGAUCUCUGUUACAGCCUCCAAGAAACAAUCUUCGCCAUGUUGGUUGAAAUCACUGAAAGAGCAAUGGCCCACUGCAACUCGGACAGUGUGCUGCUUGUCGGAGGUGUCGGCUGCAAUGUGAGGCUUCAGCAAAUGAUGGAAGUGAUGGCACAAGAACGAGGUGCCUCUGUCUGUGCAAUGGACGAUAGAUACUGAAUCGACAAUGGUGCAAUGAUUGCAUACGCAGGAAUUCUGGAGUACAAAGCUAAGAACAAAGGAACUCCAUUUGAAGAAUGCACAUUCACUCAAAGAUUUAGAACUGACGAAGUGCCAGUGCUUUGGAGAGAUGACUAAAAUAAAUAAAAUUGCAUCAAUAAUAUCUUGUC